CUGCGAGAUGCCGCCUAGAGCGGCUGCAACCAUAGAGCUUCAGCCUGGAGCGGCCCCGCCGCGGAGCGAACGGCGCAUGCGCUUAGUUUUGCUUCGCUGUGGCGGUGAGGAGGCGUGGGGUCUGCAGCAUGGCUCCGGUGCUGAACCUCAACAACGAGGUUGUGAAGAUGAGAAAAGAUGUGAAGAAAGCCAGAGUCCUGACCAUUCGCAGACUGACCAGACACAUCGGGAAACUGAAGUUGAAAAAGACUUCAUUUACAGGGGUUCAGAGGACUUGAAGCUAAAGAACCAAAAACGAGCUGAGAGAUUAAUAGAAGAAAUCCACGCUAUGAAGGAAAUAAAGCCGGACCAAGUUACCAGACUUGCACUUAGGAAAGAAGUUAAUUUUGAAAGUAUCUGCAGAAAGCCAAAGUCCACUGCAAAUGAGCGAGCUCUUGCAAGACUUGCAACACACCCCCUUCUGAAACCCAAAAUUGCUGAACUUAAAGCUGCUGUAAAAGCUUUUAAGGAUGCAAGACAAAACCCAGGUAAAGCCAAUCCUUCAGAAAAGAAGCCAGAAGCUCAGCCUAAAUCAGCACAAAACUUGAAUGAACAUGUUCUUAAACUAGUUCAAAAUCGGCAAGGAUUUGAAGACAAAACAAAAAUGAGUGUGAAAAUGGGAACUGUAGGAGGAGCUGAUAAACUCAGUGAGAGUGAACCUGAACAGGAAAUUAUGGAAAUGGAGAGAAUUCCAAAAGAGUUUUCGUCUCAGACAGUAGAAAUGCAAGCAGUCACUCAGACAGGAAAGAAACUUGUCUGUAAAAAAAGGAAAGAAAAUGUGAGCAUGAACAAAUUAACUGCAAUGAAAGAAAUAAUUAGGGAUGAUAGUGACCUGGAACAACAUAGUGAAGAGGAAUACUUUGAUGAUAGUACUGAAGAGAGGUUUUAUAAUCAGACAUCAAAUUCUGAUAGUGAUAGCAAUGAUGAUUUCUUCAUUGGCAAAGCAAAAAGAAAGAAGAAAACAGCAGCAGUUAAUGAUGUUUCUUCAGUAAAAGAAAAGAAUACACUUCAGAAAAACAUAUUGAAGGAAGAAAAGAGUACAGUAUCUGGAACAGUGCAGAAUUGGAUCAUGGAGGGAAAACCACAUGAUAAAGCUGGGAAGCUGGAAUCAGUGUUCUGUACUUCUUUGUCUACCUGCAAUCAGAAAUCCCAAAACAGAAGAAACACAAAAGACCAACCUGUCAAAAACAGACAAACAGCUCUUCUUAAAAAGGAACCGCAGCCCAAAAAACAAUCAUUUGCAAAAACCUCCAUUCUUAAACAUGAUGGUAAGAAUCCACGUUUGGAGCAGCCUCUUCAUCCUUCAUGGGAAGCAAGCAGGAGACGUCGGGAACAAAUGUCACAGAUUACAGCAUUCCAGGGCAAAAAGAUUAAAUUUGAAGACUAGAUUGUAUAUAAAUUGAGAUUUUAAAAUAUGAUUAUUAUAAAUUUGCAUCUUACAGUGUUUUUGUCAGUGGUAAAAACUGGAAUUUGAACAGUUCUUGGUAGUGUGGACAGAAAACAAUGUAGAAAUCUUCACUUAAAUAAUAUUUUACAUUUCUCAAGAAUUUAUGCCCAUUAAUCCAUGUUUGGGUGUCUUGAUAAUUCCAAUUCCAUAAUGCCACUGUUUAUGGAAUACGCCCCACCAUGACUGAAUGGAUUUUAAGAACAUCAUCUGUGCCAUGUAGGAGUAAUACAGAUUCUCUGAAGUUUUAUUUUUGUAAAAAUGUACUUUUAAGUACUUAAAGACUGCAUCUAAAGUUACAGGUAAGAACACCACUACUAAAGUGAUAAUCCUAGGUCUGUAUUAUCAAAUAACAUCUUUGAUGAGGAAAUCUCUUAAACUUGAACAGACUUUACAAAUUCAUGGAUGUGUCAGUUAGCUAUGAAAGCCAAUUAGUAAUGCACAUGUUCUGGGUAGCAAUAAAAUACUGGCCUGUUAAAUUGUGGUCUUUGUUGUUCUUGGGUUAUACUGCUGCUUCGAGAUACUGAAAGAGUGUCUUUAGUACUCCUGCCCUGGAGAUUGUAUCUGGGUGGUCUGCGUUUCUUGCACUUGUACAGUUAGAAGUCAUCUUUCUUAUUAGAUAUUGUUGAUAGUUAAACAAAUAUAAUGUAUAUAAAAAGAUACUGUUGGACAAAAAUCUUUAGUUAUUUAGUAUGUUUCUUCAGGGAUGUUCUCUGCAGCUUAAUUGAAAUAAGUCAAAAAGAGGGAUGCUAUAUGUAUAGGUUUAGUGGAAGCAGGCAGUGGUACAUCAUUCUAAGAUUCUCCUGUCUUCUGGUGUUGUAGCUCAGGGACUUACUGUGAUAUGGUAGUUUACUGUGUUUAAUAAUCCUCAAUAGAAAUCUCUUCCGCAGAUUUGUCUACUGUAAAAUCCGUUACAACUUGUGUACCCUCUCAUCUCUUGAAGAAGUGUGUCCUAUGUAUUGAACUCUGUGAAAAAGCAAUCUGUUUUCCUAUGUGUUAAGCUGCAACCUGAUAGGUUUAUUAAGUGCUUAUAAUGGUGAGAAAAGAAUUUUUUAACCCUUUGAAUGUCACUUUGGAUAGGGAAGGAGAUGUUGGGAAGAGCAGUGGAUGUUGUUUAUCUCAACUUUAAUAAGGCUUUUGUUGUUCUUUCCCAUGAUAUCCUUAUAGACAAACUGCAUUAAUACAUUAAUUAUUAAUAAAACUACAUAAAUUGAUAAUGAGGUGAACCAGAAGCUUGCUGACCUGCUGAGCUCCAAAGGUUUUGAAUAGCACAUAGCCAACAUAACUGAAGAGAGGUAACUAGUGCUUCAGUACUGAGCUUAGUAGUAUUUAACAUCUCCAUUAAUGAACUGGAUCACAGGACAGAGUGCAUAUACACAACUGGCAGGAAUGGCUUACAAUCCAGAUGGUUGUGCUGCCAUUCAGACGGACACGGACAGGCUAGAGAAGUGGUUAGAGGGAAAGUUUAAACUUUGUGAAGCUUAGUUAAGGAAAAUGGAAAGCGGGGCCUCUGGAAAGCAGUAACACUGUACAGUAGUCUGUGCUGGAUGCAAAUGGGAUGGAAAGCUGCUUGCAGGAAAGGACUUGAGUUUGUGGUGAAUACCAGCAGACCACGAGCCAGCAAUUCAUCCUAAUAGUAGAGAUGUCCAACUCCUUUUUAGACGAGCAGCAAGUUUGGAGAAGUGAUCUUUCUUCCCUGUUCAGCACAGGUGAGCCUGUAUCUAUCCCAGUCCCUGGAAGUUGUGGACUUUGCAGUACAAAAGAUGUGGACACAAUGGAGAAAGUCCAGCAAAGGGUCUCCAAGAUGAUAAAGGAAAUAGAGUAUCUGACGUACAGGGAGUGGCUGAGAGCUGGGACAGUUCAGCCUGUAGAAGGCUUGAGGAUCUUACCAGUGUUUGUAAUUACUGGGAGGGGAAGAAGAUCAAGACAGACUUUUCUCAGUACAAAAGAAACAACUUUGUCACUGUAAGAGGUCCAGUGUUGGCACAAGUUGUCCAGAGAAGAUGUGGAGUCUCCAUCCUCAGAGGUACUUAGAAGCCAUCUGGACAUGGUUCUGUGCAAGCAGCUCUAGGUGACCCUGCUUGAAUAGAAGGGUUGAGCCUGAUGACCUCUAGAGGACCAUGCCAACCUCAUCAAUUCCUUGUGAUUUUGUAAUACUCAGAGGAAUGAGUCAAGCAGAGACUUAGUGACUACCAUCUGUUGGUUAAAGCAGUUACUGGAAGCAUGUAAAAAUGCAGUCGCUGUGUAAUUCCUCAGUAUAUUCUAUUUACCAUGAUGUUACAGCCAAAUGGGAGGAACAAGGUUAGGUUUUUUUUUUAACACAGUGUGACCACCACUCUGUCUCCCUCCCUCCCUCCCUCUGGUAGACUUUGUAUCUUAAUACUUAUAUCCCAGUAUUUCUGCCCAUCCUCUUACUGUGUUCAGUUGUUGUAAGCUAAAUAUUACAGUGGUUCCUUGGAUUAUUAUUAUCCACGUAUGACUUUGCCCCUCAGGCCAAAUGUCUGUAAGUGUGGUAUUAUCUUACUGAAUUGCACUGAUGCUGAGAAGAACAGGAAAUUCAUAUAUCCUUCCAUCUCCCAGUGCUUUUUGUUGCUGUUAUUUUUAAUGUACCAUCUUGAAUGACAUCAAAUCUAAAGCCAGAAGCAUCACAAUAAAACAUGAAAAUGAGAAAGCAUUUUUAUUGUUCUUUUGUAGGGAAGGAUAAUCUUUUGUAGAAAAAGUCAUGCCACAUGCAAACUCCUCCAGUUUUCCAGAUGGAAAUGCUGAUCCUUAAUGCCUAAGAUAAAUAAAUGAAUAAAUAAUCCUAGUCAAAUGCUAUUCCAAACAAAUGUUUGACAUGUGACUUCUCUGGUUCCAGUGAAGGGCCAGAAGAAUUUCUUUUGUUUGCUGUCAUCGGUUCUAAUAUACUUUUUAAUGGAUGGUUGAUCUUUCCUUGAGUAGAUGAGCAUCAUAUUUUAAGAGUUGAUUCACUGAAAAGUUAAGGAAUGCAAAUAGUUUGAAACAAAAUGUCUUUUUGUGUGUGUUCUAAAGUGCUUUUCUGCAUGUGCUAGGAGAUCUAAGAGCAUUAGUUUGUCUUGGCAUUUGAGCAAAUUUCUUACUACAUUCUUGGAGCUGUAAUUUGUGCCCAUAGAAUUCUUCCUGAAGGAAACCUAGUUUAUCAAAACAUCUUUUUUUCCUCUUCAGAAACAUGACUGAACUUCUGAGCUCCUAUUUAAAAAAAAAAAUAAUGAAAAAAGAUAAGUUGAACAUGAAUGAGAGGAGGGAGAUUAGGUUGUUGGCAUUGCUUCAGAUUUUAAUAGGCCAUUACUACUUGUAGCUGGUGCUUGGUGACUCACCUGGAUCACAGCCUUAAUGUGCUGAGCAGUGUACAAAUGAGUGCUGAUGGCUGAGACUUGAUAAUAUUUAUUAUAAUGCAGCUGGGUGAUUUUUUGUGAGCUGAUAAACUCAACUGGAACUUGUUGAUAAAAGUUGAAAACAUUUUUUCUUCAUGGUGGCAAUAUUUUCCACAUGUACAUGAUGUUAACCUGGUUUGUGACAUCGUUUAGGCAGCGACCUCUCUCGAAGUAUGACCGAUUUAUUUUUCUAGUGAUAUGGGAAGAUAAUUCACUCUGUGAUUGUAAGAUUAAGAAUCCUGGAGAAUCAAGCUUUCCACUCCAUUACUGUACUACAGCAGAGAUGUUCUCACCCUGUGUCAAACACUCGCAGAGUGCUUUUAGGUGCACGGUGUUUUCACUUCAAACAAGCUCAGAUUUGUCAGUAUUUUUUUAAAAGACUGCCACAACAAUUGGACGUGUCGUUGCUCUGACUGCCUUUUCACAUGGAGUCAGAUCCACUGAGUUCUACACUCCAUGGGUAGUGCUUGCAGGAAUUCCUAGUUUGAAGCUCUUAGCUCUAACUGUAAUCAUUUCGUUAAAUUUUAGAAACACCACCACAUGUCUAUCUCAAAUAAUUCUACAUUUACUUUAUGAACUGCAUAGCAUAUGACAUCAUUUUUGUCUGCAUUUGCCCAAAGUCAAGAAAGUUAGAACAUUUCAACGUUUUUAACCAUAUUCUGCAUUAAUCCCUCAGUGAAGGGAGCAGGGAUGUUUCAUAAUUCAGCAUAUUUCACCAGUUUAGCACACAGAUUGCAGAGGCAGCAGGAUGUUGAUCUGUAUUCAAAAAUGUAAAUAAGGGAUUAAAUGUUUUUGGAGUAAGUGAGUGUUCAGUGCAUUAAUUGUUUUGCAUUGCAUUGACCAUCUACUACAGACUGCUCAAACAUUUUUUUCAUAUGAGUAAAGUUUUUAAUGCAGAAAUUCUUACAAUGGUUUCUGAGCUGCUGUUCCUACAGAGACAGCUGAUUUGGUAAAGGGAAACUUGAUCGACGAGGGCUGUGUCCAAACAAGCCACAUCUUAUGCUGUUAUGCCUUCACUUAUUAAGCUUUUGUGUAGUGCAAGAGGUAGUCAUCAUUAUUGCAUCUUUUCUUUUCUUGUGUUUUCCA
Lagopus muta (rock ptarmigan) is the source of this 5961-nucleotide messenger RNA. RefSeq names its product serum response factor binding protein 1 (gene SRFBP1). Gene Ontology annotation, biological process: maturation of SSU-rRNA. Lineage: Eukaryota; Metazoa; Chordata; Aves; Galliformes; Phasianidae. The record is from RefSeq and is a predicted model, not a curated record. The transcript is spliced from 8 exons. Gene Ontology annotation, cellular component: nucleus; 90S preribosome. The coding region runs from base 8 to 1426 and encodes 472 amino acids.